GUUGCAGGACUCCAAGCGUGUCCUGAUUGGCCCAUGCGCAGUUAAUGGACAUCGUCCAAGUUGGAGACAGACUUGUAGUGAAGUCUGGCAGUCCGAGCUGAGGGAGUGGAAGCGUACGACAAGAAUCAUGUCUUCCAUGUUUUGUAGAGUCCUUUCCCUUCUUGUGGUCUUUCUCGGUGGACUGAAGGCAUCAAGACCAGCUGUGAAUCAGGAGCUCUCCACUCUUUUCAAUGAGCUGUGGAGGUUGGACGUGAAUCGCUUGAGUCCUGGGCUCGACUACACAAUAUCUGUUCAGGGCAGAGCCAGUUUUGUGAGCCAGGGCAGCCAUGUUGUACGGGAUCACGCCUCACAGCCUCUGUUCUCCAACGUCAAUGAGAUCAAAUUGAAGAACAUGACCACCACCUCCUGGUUCAUGAAACUCUUGGAUAACUACGAGCACUCCACAGGCGUGACUGAGCGAGUCACAACAGAGGAGCAGAACGAGAUUAAUCUCUUCCUGGAUGCCGUCUUACAGACCGAAGUCAUGAAGCGGGCUCAUACCUACCUGGUGAGCAAAGGAAAGUCCAACUCUGACUUGAGAAUGUUUAAACGUCAGUUAAACUUGAUCUGGUUCAACCUUUACCGCAGACAGAGGAACACGGGCCUGGACUCCUCUGGAUUCGAGCAUGUCUUUGUUGGAGAAACUAAAUCUGGGGCAGAAAUCAUUGGUUUCCACAACUGGAUCCAGUUCUACCUGCAAGAGAAAAACAGCCACUUGGACUACAAGGGAUACAAAGCCAGGGAUCAUGACCUCCCCGAUCAAGACGACCAUGUUCUGAACCUCCAGUUCAGCUGGCACGGUCUGGUGAAGCCCGUCGGCAGCGCCUUCAUCGGGACCAGCCCCGAGUUUGAGAUGGCACUCUUCACCGUCGUCUUCCUCAUGAACACAGAGAGGAGCACCACGGUGCUGGUCAACAUCGACCAGUGUCAGAUGGAGCUGGUGGUCAUCAGACACGGACGCUCCCUCGGCACCGCGUAUCCCAAGCUGCUCAGCAGCAACAGCAGACAUGUUCGGCAACACUCCCACUGAAUUAACCUCUGAUGCAAAGUGACACCUGCGUCCUCGAGAACGUGGCGCACAAAUAUUCUGUGGUUCGAUUAAUACGGAAAAUACCUGCUUGAUACAGUGCAGGACACAGACAUGUUCACGACUCUACUUUUAAUCAGGGCUUACACUUAUUGCCAUUAUGCUGAAUAACAAUUUCAAUUAAAAAAAAUCUAAAAUUG
Scophthalmus maximus (turbot) is the source of this 1266-nucleotide messenger RNA. It is a transcript of the gene endouc, whose product is annotated as endonuclease, polyU-specific C. Bases 128 to 1069 code for a protein of 313 amino acids. The transcript has 8 exons. Gene Ontology annotation, molecular function: RNA endonuclease activity. The record is from RefSeq and is a predicted model, not a curated record. NCBI's taxonomy places the organism in Eukaryota, Metazoa, Chordata, Actinopteri, Pleuronectiformes, Scophthalmidae.